AUGCGCAAACUGCAAACACGACUCCUCGCGAUCCGUCUGGGCUCUGGUGCAAUCGUCCUUCCGAAAGAUGUCAAGCGAAUACACCUGAGCUUCGCGCCGAGGAUGAAUGGAGGACACAUGGGAGCACGAAAGUUUUGGCGGCACGAGCUCGUUCGGAUGAAAUAUCACAACCCUUCAGUACCCAUGAGCGUGGAGCGAUCAGAAUCACAAGACGGCCCAGCCGUAAUGUCGGUACAUUUUGCUGCGAAGGAAGGCGAGGCGAGCGAUCGGAUCGAGUCGAUCAACAUGAAGAGCUACACGAAUUCCGAGAUACUGGACGCCUUGAUAAACUUGACGAAAGCAACAUCCAUCGAACCUACCGCAGAGGACCGAGAGACAUUAGCGAAGUUGCAAGAGCAGCAGGUGGCCAGUGAAAGAGAUAGUGAACGAGCGCUGGAGCUACGGGCGAAGCAAAAGCGGGAGCAACAGAUAUUGGAGCAGGCAAGAGGUGAUGUGGCAUCACAGGCAGCAUGAGGAAAUAGACAGCAAUUUCGGAGAAAACUGGGAUGUACAAAGGGUCGACUGGGCGGUUUUGAUUCAAUGGCGUGGCGUAUGGAGCAUAUCGUGGACACCACAAAGGACAGGACACCUCGCUGUAUAUCAUAUGAACGUUUGCAUG
This is a messenger RNA of Zymoseptoria tritici IPO323, 658 nucleotides long. RefSeq lists its product as uncharacterized. The record is from RefSeq and is a predicted model, not a curated record. The coding region runs from base 1 to 513 and encodes 170 amino acids. NCBI's taxonomy places the organism in Eukaryota, Fungi, Ascomycota, Dothideomycetes, Mycosphaerellales, Mycosphaerellaceae. The transcript is spliced from 2 exons. Gene Ontology annotation, molecular function: structural constituent of ribosome. Gene Ontology annotation, cellular component: mitochondrion.